CACUGGUCCUUUCCAAAGCAGACCAUCAGCAUGAGACCGACUUGAACCCUUGUUCCCAAUGAGUAGCAUUUUCAGAGACUUCCAUGAGGCCCAGCGGGUUGGAAAUGGUCGUCUUCUCGCCUCGACUCUUGAACCUAUCAACACAGCCCAAGACGUCGAUCGCCUGGAAUCGUUUGCCAACUUGUUCAACCACCAGUCCGUCACAGCGGAUGUGAGACACUACCUAGUCCACGACAGAAAUGCUGUCAAAUUGCCCAAAGUUGAAAUAAAUGCAUGGGUGGACAUCUUCGUGGCAUUCUGGAAAGCCGUCAGAGAAAUCUCUGCCGGCAAUGCGAGAUAUGACUCUCCGGAUUUCUCGAAAGCUUUCGAAGCCUACAAAGAAUUAUGCAAUCUCUUGAUCCGAGGAUAUACCAACUUUGGCUUCCAGUCUUGGACAGUGCCAUGCCUUUCAGCGGCAGGAAAGUACCUCAGAGUCAUCGCCAUAAAGGCGGACAGUCAGGGAAAGUCCAAAGACACCAAUGGUGAUGUAUUUGCCAAUGGGUUUUCCGACGACAUUAUGGGCGAUACCAACAAAAACAAGAAUCUGGAACAAGCAGCAUGGAUCAUCAAUCGAAUGUUCACAGUCUGCCUGAGCGAUCGAUCAGAAUUGGCCGAGUCACGGAAGUGGGGUAUCUACAGCACCACGAAUCUCCUCUUCAAGACGUACUUUAAGCUGAACUCGAUUUCACUGACCAAGAAUGUUCUGCGUGCUCUUGAAGCCACUGGUGGAGAUCUCCCACCUCUGGAACUCUUCCCAAAGUCUCAAAGAUGCACUUUCAAAUACUAUCGAGGUGUCAUUGAUUUUUUACAAGAGAACUACUCUGACGCGGAGGAUAAUUUGACCGAAGCGCUGAACUUGUGCCACCAGGAUGCCUUGAAAAAUCGAGAACGAAUACUUACAUAUCUGAUCCCAGCACAUGUGGUGAAUCAUCAUCAAUUACCAACCAGCGAAUUCCUUACACCAUAUCCAACACUGCAAAAGAUGUUUAUGCCACUGUUUGAAGCCAUCAAAAAGGGCUCAUUGGCCUCCUUCGAUGAACACCUCGCAGCUUAUGAGCCAGAACUGGUUAAGCGUCGGAUAUACUUGACGUUAGAGAGGACUCGAGACAUCUGUUUACGAAAUCUGUUUCGAAAGGUGUUUCUCGCAGCUGGGUGGGAGGAGACCAAAGACGUCUCGACCGGUGAAGUAACGAGCAAGAUCAGAAGAACCAGAAUCCGAAUCGAAGAGUUUGAAGCUGGAAUGCGAGUAGGCUACAAAGGUGCUACAGACGUCAUGAUUGAUCGAGAUGAAGUGGAGUGUUUUUUGGCGAACGCAAUAUACAAGAACUUGAUGAAGGGAUACAUUGCACGGGACAGGGGAAUAGUGGUUCUGAGUAAAAGUGGCGCAUUCCCCGGCACCAAACUUUGAACUAUACCAUCCUGGCAUGAACAACGACUUCUCACAUGACCACAUGCGCUCCCAUCCUCGCAGGCUAGAUACAUUGUAAGGCAAAUACCAAUUAGUGCCCAACAACAACGACGACGACUCAGCUUCGUCCCAUGUCACACAAUACCAUCGGGACAUGACAGGCAUGAGAAACAUAUGUAUGAUACCUACAUACUACAGCACACGUCUGUUUUAUGGAGCUCAGCCGCAUGUUGCCUCCCAAAACUCACCAUCAUACAUACCAGAGCACACAUGCUCGAUGUUUGACACGAUCUCGAUCUCGAUCUCGACCCGGCCUUGAGCACUAGAAUUCAGUCACUGCCUGCGGACUCCUCAACAUAAGCAGGCUACCAUACGGAAGUAAGGCGGCAUCUCGCAUACAAUAAUACAUCAGUGCACCGGCGCACAACACAUGCGCAACCACAACUACAAUCGUGUUCCACUGACUCAUCCAUGUGAGAUGGUGAAGGAAGGGCUGUGGCUGAAAUGAUAGGUUAUUAUCCUCCGAACCGAGUACAGCGCUAGUAGCGAAACCCAAAUUCGACACGAAGGAGAAGGAAUCCCGGGGCGAUAAUGUACUGUAACAUGGCACGCAGGGAUGGACUGGCCCGGCUGGACAGUUUUUAUUUUUGCCUUGCUUGGUCUAUCUGCUGCUAUCCAUUUCUCAGUCUCAGUCUCUGGACGUGGAUGUGGGUGUCCGGGUAUCACACUCCAAAUCGCCAUUCAUCAUGUGCCUGACGUGCUUCUUUGCACGUGGACUAGAUGCAAAUCUCUACAGCCCUGGAUCCCCUCUUCAUUAUUGACAUGGAUCCACAUGUCAGGCCAGACUAUGGAGUUUUCUUGAUGUUGUGACCAGAGGAGCACACGAGUCAGCCAGUCACACACAAGACCUGGGAAGCUGGGUGAACGGGGGUGUCAAGGUCUCACCUUUCUAUGAUAUUUCUUGUAUGACGAGACAUUAUAUAGCAUACUACGGCAUACUAUAGGAGAAUCCAAG
Exophiala mesophila is the source of this 2462-nucleotide messenger RNA. RefSeq lists its product as uncharacterized. Lineage: Eukaryota; Fungi; Ascomycota; Eurotiomycetes; Chaetothyriales; Herpotrichiellaceae. Gene Ontology annotation, biological process: transcription elongation by RNA polymerase II; post-transcriptional tethering of RNA polymerase II gene DNA at nuclear periphery; poly(A)+ mRNA export from nucleus. The record is from RefSeq and is a predicted model, not a curated record. Gene Ontology annotation, cellular component: transcription export complex 2. The transcript is spliced from 2 exons. The coding region runs from base 59 to 1447 and encodes 462 amino acids. Gene Ontology annotation, molecular function: RNA binding; double-stranded DNA binding.